Messenger RNA from Rotaria sordida, 1560 nucleotides. NCBI's taxonomy places the organism in Eukaryota, Metazoa, Rotifera, Eurotatoria, Philodinida, Philodinidae. The record is from the annotation of a GenBank genome assembly.
AUGAACACCGUCUUUCGUAUUGAUAAAAUUACCAAAAUUGAUCAGAACAGUGAACUUUAUCAAGUGGAUCUUACACUCACUUCGGAUGAUGAUCAACAGCUUCGCACUCUUACUGAUCGCAUACGAGAAGAGACUCCAGGUGAAACAGGAUGGGAACGACUGGGACAACUGCUAGUGAAAAUAGGUCAAUUUGACAGGGCUGAAGAACUCUACAAAGUACUGCUGGAACAGACAUCCGACGAGAGUGAAAAAGCAAUUUAUAAUAAUAAUCUUGGAGCUAUCAAGUUUCAUCAAGGCUAUUAUGAGAUGGCUAUUGAGUAUUAUGAAAAAGCACUUGAAAUCGAGCAAAAAACUCUUCCUCCAAAUCAUCCUUCGUUGGCUACUUCCUACAACAACAUCGCUUCGGCGUAUGACAACAUGGGAGAGUACUCGAAAGCACUUUCGUUUUAUGAAAAAGCACUUGAAAUCGAUCAAAAAACUCUUCCUCCAAAUCAUCCAUCGUUGGCUACUUCCUACAACAACAUCGCUUCGGUGUAUGGCAACAUGGGAGAGUACUUGAAAGCACUUUCGUUUUAUGAAAAAGCACUUGAAAUCGAUCAAAAAACUCUUCUUCCAAAUCAUCCUGAUUUAGCUAUUUCUUACAACAACAUCGCUUCGGUGUAUGACAACAUGGGAGAGUACGCGAAAGCACUUUCAUUUUACGAAAAAGCGUUUGAAAUCUGUCAAAAAACUCUUCCUCCAAAUCAUCCUUUGUUAGCUACUUCCUACAACAACGUUGCUUCGGUGUGUAAGAACAUGGGAGAAUACCCGAAAGCGCUUUCAUUUUACGAAAAAGCAUUCAAAAUUUGUCAAAAAACUCUUCCUCCAAAUCAUCCUCAUUUGGCAACAUCUUACAACAACAUCGCUUCGGUGUAUAAAAACAUGGGAGAGUACUCGAAAGCACUUUCGUUUUACGACAAAGCACUUGAAAUCUUCGAAAAAGCUCUGCCUUCAGAUCAUCCUGAUUUAGCUACUUCCUACAACAACAUCGGUUUGGUGUACCAUAAAAUGGAAGAGUGCUCGAAAGCACUUUCAUUUUACGAUAAAGCACUUGAAGUCUUCGAAAAAGCUCUGCCUCCAGAUCAUCCUGAUUUGGCUACUUCCUACAAUAACAUCGGUUUAGUGUAUUACAACAUAGGAGACUACUCGAAAGCACUUUCGUUUUACGAAAAAACGCUUGAAAUCAAACGAAAAGCUCUUCCUCCAAAUCACCCUGAUUUGGCUACUUCCUACAACAAUAUUGGUUUAGUGUAUUACAAUAUGGGAGAGUACCCGAAAGCACUUUCAUUUUACGAAAAAGACCAUGAAAUCUGUCAAAAAACUCUUCCUUCAAAUCAUCCUUCGUUGGCUACUUCUUACAUCAACAUUGGUUUUGUCUAUGCAAAUAUGAAACAGUAUUCGAAAGCACUCUCAUAUUUUGAACGUGCACUUGAUAUUAAACAAUGUUCAUUACCUCCUAAUCAUCCUAAAAAACGAAAUAUACCAAAAGAUGCAGCACGAAAAGCUCUACAAUUUACAUAA